UCAGCAACCUCUCUCUAACUUCAACCUCAUUCAUGACAAGGACGCUAUGGUGUCUGAAGAAAGUAUCCUGUUUGAUAUUUCAGAGGUAAUUCUAUCACACCAGGUCACAACAUGUAUUCUCAUUUUAAUCGCUCUCAGCGCUGUCGUCUGGAACAUUAGAGACUCAUACAGAGUCGACGACUUUGACCAGAAGCAUGUCUUCAUCACUGGCUGCGACAGCGGCUUCGGAAAUUUAGUGGCACGGCAACUUGACCGUAAGGGAUUCAACGUUAUUGCCGCAUGUCUGACGGAAGAAGGCGCAUCGGAACUGAAAGCAGCGUCCUCCCCCAGGCUGAAGACGCUGCUGUUCAAUGUUACCGACAGCGCGAGCAUCAGGAGUGCGGUGGAGUUUGUGCGCGCCGAGGUCGGGGAGAGAGGUCUCUGGGGGUUAGUGAAUAAUGCUGGGCGGUCCAUCCCCAUCGGGCCCACAGAGUGGAUGCAGUUAGAGGACUUCACCAAGGUCCUGGAUGUCAACCUGCUGGGGGUGAUCGAGGUGACCCUGCUGUUCCUCCCCCUGCUGAAGAAGGCCCAGGGCAGGGUGGUCAACGUGGCCAGCAUCCUGGGGAGGCUGGCUCUGAAUGGAGGAGGCUACUGUCUGUCAAAGUGGGGGGUGGAAGCCUUCUCCGACAGCCUCAGGAGGGACAUGCAGCACUUUGGAGUGAAGGUGAGCAUCAUCGAGCCGGGCUUCUUCAAGACUGGGGUGACCAGGCUGGAUCUGAUCGAGGCUGACCUGAAGAGACUGUGGGACAGGCUCCCUCAAGACGUCAAAGACUCUUACGGAGAGAACUACCUUGAUGAAUACGUGAAGGCCCAAGACUUCUCCAUGGGUCUCCUGUGCAGUUCAGACAUCUCCAAGGUGACCAACUGCAUGCAGCAUGCCCUGACGGCGGUCCACCCCCGGACUCGCUACGGCGCGGGCUGGGACGCCAAGCUCCUCUGGAUCCCUCUGUCCUACCUCCCGUCCUUCGUGGCAGACUUCACCGUCAGUGUCCUCCUUCCUGUCCCCAGAGACCACAGGAAGGUCCAGGCUAACCAGGUGGACACAGGAAACUGAUGGAAUCGCUUGUCUUUCGAUCGCAGCCACGUCAGUGAUGUCGAUACGGUAACCGUGAAGUUGUGUUGUUGUAAGUAACCCCAAAUUAGUUACAAGUGAAUGCCACGGAUAUUUGAACAUUUCAUUAAUAAUAUCUAAUUGUAUAACUAUAAUAUAUUGACUUGACAUUAGGUAGGAUGAGAGUCUUGACUUCUUAAGGAUGUAAAAAUGAAAUUCAUGAAUGCAGAGAUCAUAUUACGAAAAAUGAAAUUUAUUAAUUUUCUGAAGCAACAUAAAUCUGACUUCCACUCUAUCUAAAAAAAAUUAUGUGGGCAUGUUUAGAAUGAUCACUGAUACAGUCUUUAUUUGUCCUUUUCAUC
Molecule: messenger RNA, 1452 nt
Organism: Hypomesus transpacificus
Lineage: Eukaryota; Metazoa; Chordata; Actinopteri; Osmeriformes; Osmeridae
Gene: rdh1
Product: retinol dehydrogenase 1
Exons: 6
Coding region: 47-1093 (348 amino acids)
Source: RefSeq, a predicted model, not a curated record